UGUGUAUAGGAAGAGGCGGAGCUCUUGGUGGCUGUGUGUGGCUGCAGCAGAUGAUCAGAUGGUUCAGACAGAACGAAGCUUCAGACUGACGAAUGGAAGUGACAUCAGACUGCAGUGUCUCUGACGUCACUGAGGGCGGGGCCAACAAGGACCCUGACCAAUCAGAAUGCAUCGUCAGCCAGCCAACAGCCAAUGGGACGCUCCUGCAUCACGGCACAGAGGAGGCUCCGCCCCCUGUCUCUCAUAGGUCGGACGAUUCUGACAGCAGUAACGACUCUUUGACAGACAGCUCCUGCACCAAUGACAUUUCUCGACUCCUGCCUGCCCCGCCCACCUGUGAGCUCUGCAAACAGAGAGGUGUGGACGGAUCAUCAGCGUCUCCUGUCUGUGUUCCUCCAUCUUCACCCGCCUGUCCUCCUCCUCCUCCUCCUCCUCCUCCUUCAUCCACCUGUAGCAGACAUCCUAGUCAGAGCACCAAUCAGAAGCGGCUAUCUUCCACUAAAAGCCACGCCUCCUUUAAGACUGACGCCGCCCACAUUAAAGAGGUCGCUGGGGACGACUGCUGCGUCCACUGCCUCCUGGCCUGUCUGUUCUGUGAGCUGCUGUCCAUGUGUUCGGCGGUGGGGGAGUGUCUUGCGUGUGGAGUGGGCGGAGCCAGCUGCUGCGACGCCGCUGUUGGCUGCUGCUGCUGCGUGGAGGCGGCGGGAGAGGUGGCGUGCACGGAGGAGGCGUGUCAGGCCGUGCUGGAUUGUGGGAUAUUGGAGGAUUGCUGCGGUUCGUCCGACUGCCUGGAGAUCUGCCUGGAGUGCUGCUCCUUCUGCUUCCCCUCGUAGCAGCCAAUCACAGGAGGACAACAGCAUGAUGUCACAGCAGAGAGGCUGCUGGGAUGGAUUCAACCCCAAAACAGACCAAACACUGGAACCUUGUUGGCUUUAGAAGAUCUGCAGCGAGUCGACUCGUCGGCUUCACGAUGUUCUCAUAUUUGUUCUUUACUUACUGUUCCUGUCUGUGAUUGGUCGUCUGCUGCCGGCUCCGCCCUGCUGGUUAUAUGAUGGCUUCAUGGAGCUGAGGCAGUUUGGUUUGGAGACUCCAGAUAACUAAAGAUAUCUUGGAUACACAGUGCAGACCCCAGGUUCUGGUUCCGUUCCAUUCUAUUCUAUGUUCGUUCCGUUCCCUCUUGUUCAGUGAUCCACCAGAACAUUAAAACGGAACAAAAGCAAAACAAACAAAGUGGUUUUCUGUUUUUGGUGCCAACAAAACCUGAAGUGUUCAGGGAGCGGCUCUCCACGGUGGAGCAAAGUUCUGCUCAGAACUCUGGUGGAGUUGAAGUGACGUCGACUCUGAAUGUUUCUGAGAGUAAAAGAUGUUUGAAUUUGUUCAUUCAGGAUUCUGGCAGUAGACAUGUUUACACUUACAGCCUAAACAUGCUGAGGCGUGAACCAAUCACAAACAGGAUCAUCACGGCACCUGCAGGGAAACUAAACUUUGCUACGACGUAUCAGAAACGUUCCCUGGAUGUUUCUGUUGAAUCCACACUCAGCUGUCUGACUGACUGGUAGCUCGGAGGGCGGAGCAGGAAGUGGGUCCUACAGGGACCGGAGGUGUGUGUUUGUAGAAGCUGCAUGACAGGACGUCCAAACAGGAAGCAGGAAGUCACUGAAAAGACAACAGCAGACUGACCAGACGUAAAUCUGUUGGUUACUGGGAGGAAACUGAAGUUCUACUGAACUACUGCCGCGUUCAAGAAGGAAGACGACUGUUUCUGAUCGACUGAUCACACGAGGCAGUGACUUCCUGCUGAGUCUGUAUCUGAGUUCUGAUCUUGUCCCAGAACACUGAAGUGAAUCCACAAAGACUGAAUGAAAGCUUGGAGCUGUGCUGAAGCAAGAGAGCGAAAGGAAGAGAUGAAGAGAGAGAAAGAAACCGAGACGAGAACUCCUGACAUGUUCUCUGGUAAUGAGUUCAUCCAGAUGUAGGAGCAGACGUUAAUGUUCCCUGACCUCCACAGGAACAGUUUCAUUUCAUCCUCAGACCAAGUUUUUGGGUUAAAAAUACACUUUUAAAUUUCUGUCUAUACGGACAAAGUUGAUCAGUGAGUUUUCUUUCUUCUUUCAGGUUUGUUCCUAAAAAAGAGCUGAUUUGUGUUUGUGAUUAUUCAGUUACCUGGUUGGGUGUGUUUCACACUGAAGCUAAAUUCUAAAAAGUUCUGACACAUUUUGUUUGUUUUUAUGGGGUUUUCUGUGUUAAUGUUUGUGAAUAUUUCUGUAUCUCAGUCAGUCAAAGAUCUUCUUCCUGUGCAGUUUGCCGACACAACAGAAGACUGAAGAGAAAGUAGAAUGAUUUACAGCAACGAUGGCAGAGUUCAACUUUCAGCAGCAUCAAGGAACUGCUUCGUUCUUUUAUACAUGAAGAGCAAACACAUCCAUCCAUCAUCUCUGCACCUUAGUUCUCACUAGAGGGGCGGAGCCUAUCCCAGCUGAGUCAGGGCGAAGGCAGGUUCACCUGGACAGUUGAAAUCCUCCUGCUGCUCUCAGAAACCAGUUCCAACCCAUCAGUCUGCAUCCCCUGCUCACCCGACAGCCGUCCUCUGGAACCCACUGGAUGCGUCCAUUGCUGGUCCCUGUGCCUGCUCCUCCUCCAUCUCUGCUUCCUGACACGCCGCCCUCCUCCUCAGCCUAAAUCCACGUCCUCUGUCAGAAAGCUCCCAAACUUUCUGUGGCUCCGCACAACUGUUCUGAUUUGUGUUUGCUUCGUUAGUAUUUGGUUUGCAUUCCCAGUCCUGUGGUACCAGUCCAGGGUUUAUGCUCGCAUCCUGUAUUGUGUAAAUUCAUUCCAUGCUAACCAAGCUAACCUGUAGUUGCUCUGCCUUGCCUACAGGGGUCCUCUUAGUUCCUGCUUUGUUACCUUUGACCUUAGUAUCAGUUCCUGUUUUGAUUGGAAGUGUAGUUCUAGUUAUUCUGCGUUUGAUAACUUUUGUGUAAAUACUGUACAUAAUCUAUGGUGUAAAUACCACUUCACUGUAAAAUACUUGAAACGUUU
Molecule: messenger RNA, 3039 nt
Organism: Stegastes partitus (bicolor damselfish)
Lineage: Eukaryota; Metazoa; Chordata; Actinopteri; Pomacentridae
Product: keratin-associated protein 10-6
Exons: 7
Coding region: 93-833 (246 amino acids)
Source: RefSeq, a predicted model, not a curated record